Messenger RNA from Panthera uncia (snow leopard), 2269 nucleotides. RefSeq names its product palmitoyl-protein thioesterase 2 (gene PPT2). The record is from RefSeq and is a predicted model, not a curated record. Lineage: Eukaryota; Metazoa; Chordata; Mammalia; Carnivora; Felidae. Gene Ontology annotation, molecular function: thiolester hydrolase activity; palmitoyl hydrolase activity. The transcript is spliced from 9 exons. The coding region runs from base 700 to 1611 and encodes 303 amino acids. Gene Ontology annotation, cellular component: lysosome.
GUGGAGUAGAGUAGGCCAGGAGAAACUGGGCCAGGCUGCACUUUUAGCUCGAGGGGCCUCGAGGACUCUUCGCGUCUCUGGAGACAAGGGCACUACACGCACUUCAUAAUGAAGAGUUUGGAAUGUUCCAUUGCCCCUCCAGUCCUGGGCCUGCGUUACAGGGGACGCGGGCACGGUUGCCAGGGAAAGCCCCGGACGUGACGGCGAAGCGCGACCCCUAGCAGCCUCCCCUCUCCCAUCCGUCAUUCCCCUGCGCGAGCUCUCUUCACACCCUUCCCCUCCCCCCACCUUGCGGGUUCCAGUCUAGGGAGAAGUAAACAGCUGGCGGAGCCAGGCUCACGGACCUAGGCCAGGUGGGAGCUUGCAUUCUCCAGAAGCCUGCGCUGCUGCUCGGGGGUCUUUCUUGCAAAACCCAGGGUCGUGCAUGGCUGGGAUGAUGCAUUAAGAAGAUCCUCGGCCUAGGGACCGAGUCCCCGUAGAGUUGGGGGCGGGGCUUCGGGUGCGCGUCCGUGCGUCAAUGUGUAGGGGUGUGUGUUUCCCCACAACCUUGAAGUAAGUUAAAAGUAGGCUGUUUUGUGACCUGAACCUAGUGUGAGCACCGGCGGGGAGGGGGCUCUUGAUGCCAGGCGUCUGCUUCGAGGGGAGGGUGUGUUGUCAUCUCUCUCACAGGCCCUCAUCGCCCCCUUCUCAGGCGGGAGCAUGCUGGGGCUCAGGGGGCUGCGGCUGCCCCCGGCGGGGAUCCUGCUCCUGUUGCCGUUCCUGCCGCUGCUGCUGCUGCCCGCAGCCCCCGCGCCCCAUCGCGCUCCCUACAAGCCGGUCAUCGUGGUGCACGGGCUCUUUGACAGCUCGUACAGCUUCCGCCACCUGCUGGAAUAUAUCAACGAGACACACCCCGGGACUGUGGUGACAGUGCUCGAUCUCUUCGAUGGGAGAGAGAGCUUGCGACCCUUGUGGGAACAGGUGCAAGGGUUCGGAGAGGCUGUGGCCCCCAUCAUGGCAAAGGCCCCUCAAGGGGUGCAUCUCAUCUGCUACUCGCAGGGGGGCCUGGUGUGCCGGGCGCUGCUCUCUGUCAUGGAUGAGCACAAUGUGGAUUCUUUCAUCUCUCUCUCCUCUCCACAAAUGGGACAGUAUGGAGAUACAGACUAUUUGAAGUGGCUCUUCCCUACCUCUAUGAGGUCUAACCUCUAUCGGAUCUGCUAUAGCCCCUGGGGCCAGGAAUUCUCCAUCUGCAACUACUGGCACGACCCCCACCACGAUGACUUGUACCUCAACGCCAGCAGCUUUCUGGCCCUGAUCAAUGGGGAAAGAGAUCAUCCCAAUGCCACUGCAUGGAGGAAGAACUUUCUUCGUGUGGGCCGCCUGGUGCUGAUUGGGGGCCCUGAUGAUGGUGUUAUUACCCCCUGGCAGUCCAGCUUCUUUGGUUUCUAUGAUGCAAAUGAGACGGUCUUGGAGAUGGAGGAGCAACUGGUUUAUCUGCGGGAUUCUUUUGGGUUGAAGACUCUCUUGGCUCGGGGAGCCAUAGUGAGGUGUCCGAUGGCUGGGAUCUCCCAUACGGCCUGGCACUCCAACCGUACCCUUUAUGAGACCUGCAUUGAACCUUGGCUCUCCUGAGGAUGUCCUCAGGGAUCCCUCAGGAACUUCCCAGCCCAGAGACCAAGCGGUGGCCUUGGAAAGCAGAUGUGAGCUCCGGUGUGCCUGCAACCACCCCAUUGCUCCCACACUGCCCCCACCAACCAGGGCUCCCAGGACUCCUUUCCUGUGCUCCUCUGUAGAUGACAAAUCCUGGUCUCCCCCAACCUCAUGUUUGGGGUUUGCUCCACGCGCUCUCACUCUCCCGAGGCCGGGAAGAGAGAAACCAGGUUUUUAUCUCGUGGCUGCUCCUGCUGCUGUGGCUGCUCUGUCUCUGGCUGUAUAGGAGAACCCAGCCCCUGCCCACUACAGGGGUCUCCUUCUAGGCCACUCAGGACAUUUUUAGCUCCUGUUCUCCCCAUGUUCCCUUUUUCUCAGCCCUCCCAACUCCCAGGAAGGACUACCCAUGAGAGUGGGGUUCUGAGGCUCCCCUAUGGGGACAGUUCCGUUCUUGAAAUGUCAGUGUUGGGGAAUAUCUAUGGCCUGUGAGGCCCAUCUCAGGUUUGGGGAUCCCCCAGUCCCUCUGUUCAGUGUUGGGGUACCCCCUGGGAGCCUAGUGUCUUUGAGGCCCCAGCCCCUUUUAGCUACCAUUGAAUGGGUGUUAACCCUGUAUUUAUGGAAAUAAAAGUCCAUUUCCUCA